Molecule: messenger RNA, 5252 nt
Organism: Perca fluviatilis (European perch)
Lineage: Eukaryota; Metazoa; Chordata; Actinopteri; Perciformes; Percidae
Gene: ptprt
Product: protein tyrosine phosphatase receptor type T
Exons: 37
Coding region: 343-4875 (1510 amino acids)
Biological process (GO): protein dephosphorylation
Cellular component (GO): membrane
Molecular function (GO): protein binding; protein tyrosine phosphatase activity
Source: RefSeq, a predicted model, not a curated record
CGUCAGUCUGUCAGAGACCGUCUGAGCGCGCGCACACACACUAACACACCGUACCCCUAUAACCGUACGCACACUCUGUGGCAAACACACGCGCCCCGAAGCGCACACGCAGACUCGCUGUGCCGGACCCGGGAGGAGAGAGCUCCUGUUUAUUCGCCUCCAACUUCUGUCUUCGCUUCUACUUGUGUCUCUCUGGCUCUUCUUCUCCACCAAUGCGAGGAUUGUAUGACUGUUGUCACUGUUGUUAUCCCGAACUAAGGAAAAGCAGUUUAAGGACCAUCCGGGAUGUAAAAUAACCCGCACGACUGAGCAAAACUAGAAGAAAAAGAAGGAGGGGAAAUAAUGGAUAAACGGAGUUAUUCUCUCGGUUUGCCUGCAGCUUUCCUCUACUUUGUACUGUUGGGAUUUACUGCUGGACAAUUCUUUCCAGGUGGCUGUACGUUUGAGGAGUCGUACAGCAGCUGUGGGUACAGCGUUUCUCUCGGAACCAACGGAUUUACCUGGGAACAAGUCAACUCCUGGGAAAAACCCACCAUGGACCCUGCCCUGCCUACUGGGUCGUUCAUGGUGGUGAACGCGUCGGGCCGGGCGUCGGGGCAGAAGGCUCACCUUUACAUGCCCACCCUGAAGGAGAAUGACACCCACUGCAUCGACUUCCUGUACUCCCUGUCCAGCCGGGAUGGAGCCAGCCCUGGCACGCUCAACGUCUACAUCAAGGUGAAUGGAGGCGCUCAGGGUAACCCAGUAUGGAACGCCUCUGAUACUGUUACUGAAGGCUGGGUGAAGGCUGAGCUGGCCAUUUCUACAUUCUGGCCGAACUCCUAUCAGGUAAUAUUUGAAGCGGUUUCAGUUCAAGGCCAUCCAGGUUUCAUCGCCAUCGACGACAUACGAGUUCUGGCUCACCCCUGCCGUAAAGCGCCUCACUUCCUGCGUCUGCAGAAUGUGGAGGUGAACGUGGGUCAGAAUGCUACGUUCCAGUGCACUGCCGGAGGGAAAUGGUCUCAGCACGAUAAACUCUGGCUACAGCAGUGGAACGGUAAGGACACGGCACUGAUGGUGACCAGGGUGGUGAACCACCGGCGUUUCUCUGCAACCGUCAGCGUGGGCGACACGUCGCAACGCAGCACCAGUCGCUACCGCUGUGUCAUCCGAUCCGACGGCGGCUCAGGGGUGUCCAACUACGCCGACCUCAUCGUUAAAGCUCCACCCACCCCAAUCGCUCCGCCUGAGCUUCUCACCGUCGGCGCCACUUACCUUUGGAUCAAACCCAACGCCAACAGCAUCAUCGGCGACGGGCCCAUCAUCCUGAAGGAGGUGGAGUACCGGACCACUCUGGGUAACUGGGUGGAGACCCACGUGGUGGACUCCCCAACCUAUAAACUCUGGCACCUGGACCCAGAUGUGGAAUAUGAGAUCAAAGUCCUGCUGUCCAGACCUGGGGAGGGAGGAACAGGGCCGCCAGGGCCGCCGCUCGUCACCAGGACCAAAUGUGCAGAUCCAGUCCAAGGGCCCCAAAAUGUCAAUGUGGUGGAUGUCAGAGCCCGUCAGCUGACUAUACAGUGGGAGACGUUUGGGUAUGCUGUGACACGCUGCCACAGCUACAAUCUGACGGUGCAGUACCAGUAUGUGUUUAACCAGCAGGAGUUUGCAGCAGAGGAGUUGAUCCAGACCUCGUCACAUUACACCCUGAGGGGGCUGAGGCCCUUUGUCACGGUCAGACUGCGGCUGGUCCUGGCCAACCCCGAGGGCAGCAAAGAGAGCGAGGAGAUAGUCAAACAGACAGAGGAGGAUGUGCCUGGCUCAGUGCCGACGGAGUCUCUGCAGAAUACGCCCUAUGAAGAGAAGAUCUUCAUGCAAUGGAAAGCUCCAAACGAGACCAACGGGGCCAUCACACUGUACGAGAUCACCUACAAGGCCCUGAGCUCGUUGGACCCGAGUGCUGAUCUGACAACCCAGAGGGGACGGGUGUUCAAGCUGAGGAACGAGACCCAUCACCUGUUCGUAGGUCUGUACCCAGGGACCACCUACUUCUUCACCCUCAAAGCCUCCACCAACAAGGGCUUCGGCCCGCCCGUCACCACCCGCAUCACCACCAAGAUAGCAGCCCCCAUGAUGCCAGAGUACGAGUCUGAGGCGCCGCUGAACGAGACCGAGACCACCAUCACUAUCCUGCUAAAGCCCGCCCAGUCACGUGGCGCGCCUAUCAGCUCUUACCAGCUCGUGGUGAAGGAGGAGCGCAAGUCCAAGACCCGCCGCGCCGCCUCUGAAGCCCCUGAGUGUUUCUCCGCCCCCGUCAGCUUCCGCAACGCCUCCGUCUUGGACUCCCCCUACUACAUCGCCGCCGAACUGCCGCCUUCCAGCCUCACGAUUGUACAGCCGUUCACGGUGGGAGACAACAAGAGCUACGGAGGUUUCUGGAAUCGUCCUCUGUCGCCGGCCAAGAGCUACAGCAUCUACUACCAGGCCAUGAGCAGAGCCAACGGGGAAACCAAAAUCAACUGUGUCCGCCUGGCUAACAAAGUGGUAAUAGGUAGGGGACAAAUAACAACGCCGUACAUUCUAGUCAUCCCAAGCGAAGGCGCGUCUACCCAGGACUCAGAUGCGAUGGAGCCUGAGAAGCAGGUGGACAGCACAGUGAAAAUGGCCGGAGUGAUCGCGGGGAUCCUGAUGUUCGUCAUCAUCCUCCUCGGCGUCGUCCUCACCUUCAAACGCAGAGAGAUACACACAUGGAGAACUCUGAGCGUGGGGAAGUUGGCAAAGAAGCAGAAGGAGACCGCCAGCAGCUCCACCCAGCAGAGGGAGAUGGGUCCGGUUACCACGGCUGAUAAGAGCACCACUAAAGUCAGCACCCUGCACAAAGACGACCCCUUUUCCACAUCCACCCAGGACCUCAACGGAUUCACCUCCCCCUCUCCCUGCUCCUUCUCCGUGCAGGGAAGCAAGACGCUGCAGAGCAAAUCCCUGCUGAAUUCCUACUACUCAGUGUCUAAAGAGCCAGUUCCAGCCACAACUUCUAUAGACAGUAGCCAGCCGUCACUCGCCCAGCCCUCUCUGACCCUGCAGAGUUUUCCCUAUGGAGGCUGUGAGUCCGUGGAGCUCUCCUACCAGAGUGGUCAGUUCCAGGCAGGCCAGUUUCAGCCAGCUAUUCGAGUAGCAGACCUCCUCCAACACAUCACCCAGAUGAAAUGUGGACAGGGCUAUGGUUUCAAAGAGGAAUAUGAGGCCCUGGCAGAGGGACAGACGGCGCCCUGGGAAACGGCCAAGAAGGACGAGAACCGCAACAAGAAUCGCUACGGCAACAUCAUCGCUUACCCCACAGACGAUCACACCAGAGUCCGACUGCAGCUGCUGGACGGAGACCCCCACUCUGACUAUAUCAACGCCAAUUACAUUGACGGCUACCAUAGACCCAGACAUUACAUCGCCACACAAGGACCCAUGCAGGAGACAGUGAGGGAUUUCUGGAGGAUGGUCUGGCAGGAAAACUCGGCCUCUAUCGUCAUGGUUACCAACCUGGUGGAGGUGGGCAGGGUGAAGUGUGUGCGUUACUGGCCGGAUGAGACCGAGGUUUACGGAGACAUCAAGGUGACGCUGAUAGAAACUGAACCCCUGGCUGAAUACGUCAUACGGACAUUCACCGUCCAAAAGAAGGGUCAUCAUGAGAUCCGUGAACUGCGUCAGUUCCAUUUCACCAGCUGGCCCGACCAUGGCGUUCCCUGUUACGCCACCGGACUGCUUGGCUUCAUACGACAGGUCAAGUUCCUCAACCCACCUGACGCCGGGCCUAUCGUGGCACAUUGCAGUGCCGGUGCAGGGAGGACGGGCUGUUUCAUUGCUGUGGACAUCAUGUUGGACAUGGCAGAGAACGAAGGCGUGGUGGACAUUUUCAACUGCAUCCGGGAACUGAGAUCACAACGAGUCAACAUGGUCCAGACAGAGGAGCAGUACGUGUUUGUUCACGAUGCCAUCUUGGAGGCGUGUCUAUGUGGGAAUACAGCCAUACCAGUGUGUGAGUUCAGAGCCAUUUACUACAACAUCAGCAGACUGGACCCACAGACCAACUCCAGCCAGAUUAAAGACGAGUUCCAGACUCUGAACAUAGUGACCCCUAGAGUCCGUCCCGAGGACUGCAGUGUCGGGUUGCUACCCAGGAACCACGACAAGAACCGCAGUAUGGACGUCCUAUCGGCGGACCGAUGUCUGCCUUUCCUCAUAUCUGUGGACGGAGAGAGCUCCAAUUACAUCAAUGCCGCGCUAAUGGACAGCCACAAACAGCCAGCGGCCUUCAUUGUUACCCAGCAUCCUUUGCCAAACACCAUGGGCGACUUCUGGAGGCUGGUGUUCGACUACAACUGCUCCUCCAUAGUAAUGCUCAAUGAGAUGGACGCAGCGCAGUUAUGUAUGCAGUACUGGCCAGAAAAGAGCUCGUGUUGCUACGGUCCCAUUCAAGUCGAAUUCAUAUCGGCAGACAUCGAUGAAGACAUCAUCAACCGAAUCUUCAGGAUCUGCAACAUGGCCAGGCCACAGGACGGUUACCGCCUGGUGCAGCACUUCCAGUUCAUCGGCUGGCCGGCCUACAGGGACACGCCUCUCUCUAAACGCUCUAUCCUCCAGUUGGUCAGGAGGUUGGCCAAGUGGCAGGAGCAGUAUGACGGAGGAGACGGGAGGACUGUGGUACAUUGCCUUACCGGCGGAGGGCGUUCUGGAACCUUCUGCGCCAUCUGCAGCAUCAACGAGAUGAUCCAGCAGCAGAACAUCGUGGAUGUUUUCCACACCGUCAAAACGCUGAGGAACAACAAGACUAACAUGGUGGAGACUAUGGAACAGUAUAAGUUCUGCUAUGAAGUGGCUCUGGAGGCGCUCAGCUCCUUCUGAUUGGCUGUGGGCUGAAAAUUCGCUUUUUCUGAUUCCCCGUUUGACGCUGCCUGGCAUUCUCAACGCGACACUGGGACACACAAAGUGCAAAACUGCUUUGUGUUGACCCAAACCCAACCUGUGAGCAUGUGUGCCUGUGUGUAUGUGUGCGUGAGUGUGUGUUCGAGAGCGUGUGCAUGUGCUUCUAUGUGAAUAAGAGAAGGCAUGCUUGCAUAUUUGAGUGCGCGCGUGUGUAUCAAUGUGUGUUCCUGGGACAAACACACACACACACACACACACACACAACCUGUACAGAAGAGUAAAAAAGGGACAAACAUACAUGGUGAUUUUCAUGUGUGUGUUCGCUUCAGCGAGACUGUGAACUUUACAUGCUUGUA